UUGUGGAUGCUCCUGGAGUAGGCCAUACUCACGUGAGCAAACAGAAAGCUUUUAAUCUACAUAAGGCGUCAAUGGAGUAUGCAGUCGCUGCUAAUCCUCAUGGCUAUGAUGCUUUUCUUAUUGUUGUCAAAUUUGGUGUGAAAUACACAAAAGAAGUUAAAGAAACCGUUGAUUGUUUCAGGAAAGUAUUUGGUCAAGACUUUGUCAGAAAUUUCUGCAUCUUGGUUUUCACCUGUGGGGAUUUGUUUACGCAAGAAAGUGCAAAUUCUUGGACGUCAUUUGAAGAAUGGAUCGACGAGCAUCCUGGUGACUUCAGAGAUCUGGUGAAUGAAUGCGAGCGGAGAGUUAUAUUAUUUGACAACGUGACCACACUUACGACUAAAAGAAAUGAACAGGUCCUAAAGCUCCUCAAGAUGGUGGGCAAUCUAAAAACAAGAGGCAACAGGUACACAGAUGAAGACUUUGCCCACGCCAAAGAAGAAAGACAACGAUACUUUGUUGAAGCUCAGAGAGCACUGAUCCAGGAAGAAGUAUUGAAGGAAACAAACUUGAUUUUGAAUGAAAGCGACAAUUUGCAAUUCGUUAAAGAGUUGGAAAUUAAAAUGGUGAGAUUGCGAGCUCUUCAGAUCCGUGCACAGAAUCUGUUUACGAAAAUCACAUUACAAGACAAUGGAACUGGAGUUUUAAAUGAAAUGAUUGACCAUGUGAGAUGGAUGCAAGGAUAUUUGGUUGAUCCAACUGAAGCCAAU
Candidula unifasciata is the source of this 749-nucleotide messenger RNA. Lineage: Eukaryota; Metazoa; Mollusca; Gastropoda; Stylommatophora; Geomitridae. The record is from the annotation of a GenBank genome assembly.